AUGGAUCAUGGUGUGGUGCAAAAAUGGCUCCGCAGCGUGCUCGGCGCCUAUACGGAUCCCGACCGCGUCUUUGCCGAUGUCGAUCGUGCCUUGAUUGCUGUCUCGUCCCUUUCACCAAAGACGGAGGUAUUCACUUUCAACGAUGGCCGAACGCAGCUUCUGAUCAGCUUGGAUGGUACGAUACCGGUCGAGUUUCGCAACACUACCUACAACAUUCCCGUUGCCUAUUGGAUUCCGCGAGACUAUCCACGCGAACCACCGAUGGCGUUCGUAGCACCGACUCCUGACAUGGCCAUUCGUAAAGGUCCCAAUGUUGACCCAAGUGGAGAAAUCGGCGGCGACUACCUCAGCCGAUGGCGCAGCAAGCCGGAAGCUUGCAACUUGCUCGACUUGAUUCACGACUGCCAGCACAUGUUUGGUCGUGAACCUCCGGUCUAUGCCAAGCCAAAACCUACGCCGGUGUACGCUACUACCGCUUCCUCUUCGCGCUUUUCCGCGAACCAGCAGCUACGCUCGCAUCCUCCAACGCCGCAGCGCCAAGCGAGUACGUCGAGCAACUUUGCAGCACAGCGUCCUGGACCUCACCCGCCACAGUCAGCAUCUCCAAAGUCCCCACAUCUAGCAGCAGCUCCUUCUUUUCACAGUGCAGCUAUGCACGAUCCGCACCAGAAGCCGCCACCACCAGCGCCUGGCACACCCGCCAGCUCUCAGGAUGCCUUUGCCCCACACCGUCCUCCUAAGCCGUCUUGUUCUCUCGGUGCGGAGGCGGUCUAUGCUCCCAGAUCUCGCCCUCACAGUUUCGCGGCAUCUGCAGAUCAGCAUGGUUGGUCACAGCCUGCAGCCGAACUACACUCACCUCACCACUCCGGCACAGCACGCUUUGCGGCUGACCAAACCUACAGACGUUCAUCGGGAGUAGGUUUGGCGCCGACGGGCUUGGACGAUCCUUCUCAUCACGGUGCGCCCAGUCCAGCAGAGCAUGCACCUCAGUCGCCCCAGUCUCUGUCACAAAGGGCACCAUGGCAGUAUAGCAGCGCGGACCGUCUGCAGGGCGUACAACUGGCGCAUCACGGUUCACAACCAUAUCUGCCGCAUCAUCCACAAGAAACACAGCAGCGCCAACAGCAUCAACAGCAUCAACAGCGUUCUCACACAUACCCCCACACAUCAUUGGAAUCGCAUCCAGGACCUCAGUCACUUUACAAUGAUAGUAAAGCUCCAGCGCCGCAACAUAUGCAGCCAAACGGAACGGUGAUUCAGCCCGCGUACGUAUCGGGUACGCCGCAGUCGCAGUCGCAGUCGCAGUCGCAACCGCCGCCUCUACCUGGCGCGCAUCCUUACCAACCACGUCCGAGUCCAGCAGCUGGCAGCGUGUGCGACAGUGCGAAUGGAUACCAUGGCUCAGCGCAGGUGGCUGUUGCGCCGAAAUCCAAAGGCGUCAACUUGUUGGAUGACGAAGAAGAUGCUGCCGGUGCGGACGCGGGUACAACAGGAGCAGAACGAUUGAUGAGCAACACCUCAGGCGUUGCUCCUCCACCACGACCUAUCAAUCCGGAAUUGCUUGCACUUCACGAUCGUGUAUUCAGCAAGAUUGAUUCGAGACUCAACGCGCUCGCAUCGACGUUGGGCGCUUCGAAUGCGCGACUUGAAGUGCUCUCGUCCGACUUGGACCGCGGGCUGCCGGCAAUCCAAGACGAAAUGUCUCGCCUAAAGGCGGUGCGUGAUGUAUGCAAGACCACCGGCGACCGGUUGGACGCAUCGGUAGCCGAAAUCACCGAGUCGCUUCGUACCUUGAACGCGAGGGAAGAGCCAGAUGCGGAUAGCAUGGUAUUGGCCACCAGCAUCGUUGGUAAUCAGCUCGUCGAUCUGGUCGCAGAGGAUAACGCUAUCGAGGAUACCCUGUAUCAUUUGGGUAGAGCGUUGAAUGCUGAGAGAUUGGAUCUCGAGAGGUUUCUCAAGCAGACCAGAUUGCUGGCCAGGGAGCAGUUUAUGAAGCGCGCCUUGGCCAUGAAAAUCAGUGAGGCGAUGGGAUGGGCGUACUGA
Messenger RNA from Mycosarcoma maydis (corn smut), 2043 nucleotides. Its product is annotated as ubiquitin-binding ESCRT-I subunit protein STP22. The transcript has a single exon. Gene Ontology annotation, biological process: protein transport; endosome to lysosome transport; protein modification process. NCBI's taxonomy places the organism in Eukaryota, Fungi, Basidiomycota, Ustilaginomycetes, Ustilaginales. Gene Ontology annotation, cellular component: ESCRT I complex. The record is from RefSeq and is a predicted model, not a curated record. The coding region runs from base 1 to 2043 and encodes 680 amino acids. Gene Ontology annotation, molecular function: ubiquitin binding.